Messenger RNA from Gekko japonicus, 1859 nucleotides. It is a transcript of the gene LYSMD1, whose product is annotated as LysM, putative peptidoglycan-binding, domain containing 1. The coding region runs from base 138 to 812 and encodes 224 amino acids. The record is from RefSeq and is a predicted model, not a curated record. The transcript is spliced from 3 exons. NCBI's taxonomy places the organism in Eukaryota, Metazoa, Chordata, Lepidosauria, Squamata, Gekkonidae.
GGGGGGGGGGCUUGCAAAGAAGGAGGCGGCCCUAGAGAUGGGCACCUGCAAUGGUGGCAGAAGUGGGAUCACCCCGUAGAGCCACCUUCCCGCCCUCAAGGUAAAGGUGGGGGGCACGGCAGCUUUUAAAGGGGGAGAUGUCCUCCCCUUCCAAGCAAGGCACCCCCGGUGGGGCGGGCCUCCUGCAAGGGAGCAAGACCCGAUCCUACGGCAGCCUGGUCAAGUCCCUGAGCUCUCCUGCGCGGGAGCGGCGGAUCGAGCAUCGCCUGGAGCCCGGGGACACCUUGCCGGGGCUGGCGGUGAAGUAUGGGGUCACGACGGAGCAGAUCAAGAGGGCCAACCGGCUGUACACCAACGACUCCAUCUUCCUGAAGAAGUCGCUGUACAUCCCCGUCCCGGUGGAGCCCAAGGGGCUGGCCAACGGCCUGAACCUGGAGGAGGAAGAGGAAAAGGCAGAGGAAGAGGAGGCCGGGGGCACCCAGCCCGAGACCCCCAAGCACCAGAAGGCCCAGCGGAAGAACGGGUCCUCGGCCUCCGCCCCCAGGCACGACCUCUCGGCCGCCGAUUUCCUCUUCAAGCUGGACUCUGAGAUCCGACGCUCCAAGCAGGUCGCCGCCAAGAAGCUACGGCAAGGAGAGGCCGCGGUUCCCGAGAACGAGCCGGGGUCCAGCCCUGGGCCCUCCUCCUCCUCCUACCAGAACGAGCCUUCUCCUCGCACUCAGCAGCGCUCCGUCCUGGGCCCCGUGCCGCUCACCAAAAUCGCCCGCGCCGACAGCAUCCGGGAUCAAGAGGACGAGAUCUUCAAGCUUUGAUGGCCGCUGCCUCCCCCCCCCCCCGGCCUGUCAGACGAUUCCCUGGGACUCUGUAUCCACCUGGGGUCUCUGGCAACAUCAUCUCCACCUGUAGUGAAGCCCCCUUCUCCCCGUGUUCUCCCCCUGUCCCUCCCCCCGAGGGCAUCUUGCCUCUAGAAAAGGUCACAGCGUUUGGUUCCCGUGGGAAUUCCGGUGGGACUCACAAGGCCGCAGUUGGGGUCUUGGAAGUUGUGGGCGAAAAUUGGGCCCGCGGUGAUUCUAUCGGCUCAGGUCGGCGUCCCCCCUUCCCCCCCCCAGACACCGACUGGACUCCUUCUGUGUGCUUUUGCCAAGCUCUUUCAUGUUUUUUGUUUGUUUGUUUGUUUCUCCUUUUCGUUCUUUGUGCCGGAUUUCUGUGUGGUGUGGAGUCGGGCCUGUCGCCCGGAAGGGGGACCACGAAAACAGGUCCUGCUCCCCCAGGGGUCGGAGGAGGAGGAGGGGCAACUCUCCCUGCGUGGAGUCUCGAGGCUACUACAGGAAAAUGCUGGGAGGUGGUUGUAAUGGGGGGGGGGGCCCUGAGCUGCCAUGGCCCGGGACAACCUGGUUAAGCUUUCCAAGGCGAUCUCCGCCAUAGACUGGCCGAACCGGGCUGCUGCCAUUGCAGUGGAUGUGGACGACCCUCGCGAGCGCCGGAUCCUCCGUGCAGAUCCGCGCCAGGUAUUUCAGCUGUCCGCUCUUUGCAGCUUCGGCUCUUAUCUCCCAAACGAAUCCUUCCGCAUUCCUGUGUAGAUGUCUGAAAAUCUGCCCUGCUGAGCCUGUUGAGAACUGUCAAGACUCCCUCCUUAACAGACCUGUGGCCUCCCCCCCACCCCGCUUCCUCGCUCUGAAGUCAAGGCCACUCCGCACCCCAGAACAACGAGGCUCAAUUGCUCUUGAUAGCGACGGAUCUUUCCUCUCAGGAAGGUUACCUCCAUUCCCGGUAGAGAAAGGGUGGGAUUAUGAUAGAAAGCCGCUCCACGCUUCAAAACAGUAAAAAGCCCAGCAGCACCUUUAAGACUAACAAACUGU